Molecule: messenger RNA, 938 nt
Organism: Eruca vesicaria subsp. sativa (arugula)
Lineage: Eukaryota; Viridiplantae; Streptophyta; Magnoliopsida; Brassicales; Brassicaceae
Source: the annotation of a GenBank genome assembly
CUUAUAUCCAAACAGAUCUCAUCCCCCUUCUUCAAGACUUUCUUCUUCUUCUUCGUCGUCGUCGCGGAUCGCAAUUUCUCAGCAAAAUCCUAAAAACAACAAAUGGAUUACGACUUCAGAAACAAAUCAGGCCCCUCCUCCUACGGCCGCCCUAUGUACCCAUCUCCUUCCCCAUCAUCUACUUACAACGGACCUCCUGGUUACCCCAAGAUCGGUGCCCAACCCUUCUUCCCUCCUCCUCCCGAGAGAACUCCUUCCUUUCAACAUCCCUCUCCUCCUUCUUCUGGAUUAGGAAUCAAGGUGACUCUGAAGCCUGAGUAUCGGAUUACUCCUCCGCCUCCGUUGUUGCCUCGAGUUGGAGAUGUUCCUCGGAGCAGUUUUCAGUUUGAUUUCGGUUUAGAAAGGAAGGUUCUUGCGGAGGCUGAGAAGGAGAAUCCGGAUUGGAGUAAGUUUGGGUCUGAGCAUCCUCCUCCUCCACCGGUGGCUAACUUUCCACAACCACCUGCUCCUUCAAUGGGUGUGGAUCCAGUAGUGAUGAAAUAUGCUGGGCUCAACAGAGAAGCUGUCAACAUCGCAGUUGCAAACUAUGGUGAUAAUCCCACAAAGGUUCAGGAAUUUGCAAAUGGGUUCACAGCGCUUCGGGAAAUGGGGUUCCCAACAAACGCUGUUGCAGAUGCUCUCUUCAUGUUUGAGAACGACACUGAGAAAGCAUUGUCUCAUUUGCUCCAUGGUUCUUCUUGAACUUGCUUUUCAAAUCUCUUUUCUAUAGUGUGUAUAAGUAAAAACAUCAAAUUUGAUAACCUAAAAGAUUGACAAAAUUAUAGACAUUGUUUUCUAUUUUAACUUUGUGUAAAUGGAUGCGAUUGUUUAGGGGGACAAAACUAUGUCAGUGAAAAUAUCUAUUUCACUGCUUCCACUUAAAAGCAACUGAGGUUUGA